AUGCGUCGACUGGCUGGACUGUCGAAGGAGGACCUGCUGAAGAAAGUUGAGGCACUCGAGGAACAGUUGGCAGCCACAGAAACGGGGCGGCACGAUCAGGGUUGGGAAGAGCCUUCAUUGGCAAGGCGUCAGUCUACCUUUUCCGCCGAAGCCGAUCGAGAUGUGCCACAGUCACUUUUGACAGACACACCAAGUGACCGAAGGACAGAGAGAGAUACGGAAUUCCCUUCAGUAUUCUCCCCUACUCCUCCAGGACCGGUGUCGCUAUGCCCGUCUCUGGAAACAGCAGAGGCCCCGCGCCAUCUUCCAUAUCAGGCACAAGGCACACCAAAUGAGAUAUCUCGCUCAUCAACAUAUGUCACCGAAGAAGAAGGGCUCCCGCUACUGGAGACAUAUUUGGAGAGCCUUCAUAGGAGGAUACCUUUUUGCGAUUACACAGAACUCCUUACGACUCUUAAGACCCAGCCAUCUCUGCCUGCUUCUGGCAUGGGACUGUAUCGUCUCUACAUGGCGUGCACAAUUGGUGCCACAAUCAAAGCACUCACGGGCACUUCUCGAUCUUUGAAUCCCGACAGAUACCUGCAGAGAGCUUUGAAGUUGAAGGAAACCUUAGACGAAAGCGAUCUGAUUGAGCAAACGGAAGCUGUGUUUUGGAUGGUUCUGUACAAGCUUCGAUUUUCCUUCUCAUCAAGCGUGUGGUAUCUCAUCGGCCUCGCUGUGAGGACUGCUGUGGAUGCCGACCUUCACCGUGAGUACCACUAUCAAGAGCUUAGUCCACCGGAAGCAGAACGACAACGUCGGUUGUUCUGGUCAGUUUACACAAUCGAGAGAAACAUUUGCUGGUCACUGCAACGACCGUUCAGCUUAUCCGACCAAGAUAUCGAUGCUCAGACACCUUCAAUGGGCAGCAUCUUUGAAUGCAUCCAAGCUUGCAGCGGGCAACAUGAACAGUGUCCUCAUUUAGGCGGUGACGAUGGCCCAACGAGGCCGUUGGACCUCAGAGUGUUUAUUGCUAGUAUCGAGCUUGCACGAUUCAAAUCAAAAUCUCACAGCGAGCUGUUUCGGGUGGACCAACCAAUCGCACACAGUCAGCACCUUCCAGCGCUUCUGCAAAGAAUACACGAAUUUGAGGCAUCACUACCGGAAUGCAACGGUCAGGAUCGAGAAUUUCUACAACUGCAUGUCCAAAACGCAAUUAGAGUUCUCAUCGAACCCUAUUUGUACAAGAUGGACCCCUCAGAUCCCAUGUUACAGACAUGCUUGGAAGCUUGUGGAGGGCUUUGCCAGAUUUUCAAAAGAAUGAGACAAGGGAGAGAGCUCGGGUACUCUUUCACCAUGGUAAACUCUGUCUUUGUGGCUGGGACAACUAUAUGUUUCAUUGUGUUCAGAAACCCGAACCUAUGGACGCCAGCCACUGCCAAUAACCUGCGGGCGUGCUCAUCAACACUCUUCGCCGCCGCUGAGAGGAACAAUUCACUGAAGAAGUAUUGUGACGUCCUGGAGACUAUCAUCGAGACAGUUAUGGAUCACGUCGCCCAGGCUACCAGCCCACAUGCGACAGCCGACGACGCGGCAACCUCAUCUCUCAAAGGCGCAAGUACACAGGCGGCCUUUGAUAAACUGAAGCGUACAUUCAAGGAGAUGAAGUUUGAAUUCCCAUCGCAUUCAUACCCCCGCUAUGCAGUCGGGUCGACCAAUGUACAGAUGGGCGCAUUGGCAUCCCCGCGGUCAGCGAUUGAGCAUUCCGAGGAAUUACUUAGCCGUGAGACCCCCGGUAUUGCACAGUGGACCUCACCCGGCAUGAUGAAUGAACCCCAGGAUGUUGCUUCCAUGGGUUUUCUCUUCUACGGAGAGGGCCUUGGACAGCCUGGUUUCGACCAUAUACUCAUGCCUUAG
Messenger RNA from Clonostachys byssicola, 1896 nucleotides. NCBI's taxonomy places the organism in Eukaryota, Fungi, Ascomycota, Sordariomycetes, Hypocreales, Bionectriaceae. The record is from the annotation of a GenBank genome assembly.